AUGGCGGCUGCACCGAACUCACCACACUCCUUACAAUUCGCCUCCUCGGGCUCUGCCAGCGGUCAGCGCCAUUCGCUCAUCGCUCAGGGGCAGCAGCUUCCGCUCCCCUCUGCCACAUCCGCGACCUUCAAAAGGCAUAGUGCGCAAGGGAGCAUUUCCUCGAGCAACGAUCUCGCUAGACCGAAGUCGCCUGCUUCACCCCCUCCGCGUUCGCGUCCGACGUCGCCCAUGAUGUUUUCCCCUUCACCCGCCGGCAAGCACUCCAGCACUACACAUGCUGGCGGUAUUCAGCCCUCGGCGUCGUUCUUUCGCCCCACCCGCCCGUCGCAGGUCCAGCCCAACCAGUAUGCACGAUACUCAACCCGCCGAUCCUCGGUGGCGUCCGACGCAAGCAUACCCAUAGGCACUCCCCAGAACGACUCCUUCCAACUGCAUAGAUUGAGUCAGGAGAGCGAAGAGGAGGAAGGCGGCGAAGGCUCCAUGUCUACAGCCCAGCAGCCCGGGGACGAGACGCUCAGAAGCAUCAAGACAAGCCGCGAUCCACUUCUUCCCAUGCGGAGUGCUUCACCUCAGGCUUCCAACCUUCCUCGCCGUCCUUCCGUCAACCGCGAACGCAGUGGCGGCGCGACGAACUCCCAGAGCGGGUUCGGCAGCGUCCUCUCGCCGAACAAGUUUGUGCGCAACAGCCUCGACCGCGUCCUCAGCAUGAGCCACCGCCUGAGCUUCGACUCCGCGCGCCGAUCGCCCCGCACGCCAACGGUUGACCACCCAUUCGACGAGCGCAAGAUCAUCGACGAGGAGCAAGGCGUCGCGCCGCCCGAGCAGCACAGUCCCAUCUCCAUCAGCCGUCGCAAGCGCGACUCCCUGACCUCCUCCCCUACUCCGGGCUUCGCGCCCAGCCUCAGCAUUACGAACAAUUCCCGGCAACCGACGCCCUCGCAGUCGCCCUCCCCUUCGCCCAGCCUUUUCAAUCCUCAUCCGCCUCCGCGCGGGGACGAGCCGCCGCUCAUGGCCGUCCCAGUGAUCGACGAGAAGACGGGGAAGCCGGUGCGCAAUUGGCGCGCGCAUCCUUCCCGUAAUCGCUUCUUCUUGGAUGGGCGGGUGCUCACAGGCGGCGAUUCUCCAUGGGCGUUCUUGUGCUGCCUCACGCUUCUGGGGCUCAUUGCGGGCUUCUGGUUUGGCGCGACUUGUCCUUGGUGGUGGCACAAUAUGAGCCCCGCGGUUCCUAUUAUCGGUGGAUACAUGACCGCUAUAGUGAUAUCUAGUAUGAUGGUCACGGCUUUCACCGAUCCUGGGAUACUCCCGCGUAAUUUAGACCUUGACCCACCAUAUCCUGCCACCAGUCCGUCCGACGGUGGCGUAAGGGCACCCAUGCCUCGAGACUUGAAGGUUCGGAAUGACAUAGUCCGCGUCAAGUACUGUCCUACUUGCAAGACGUACCGGCCACCUCGCUCGAGUCACUGCAAGAUGUGCGACAAUUGUGUAGAUGGAUGUGAUCAUCACUGCCAAUGGGUGAACAAUUGCGUUGGGCGAAGGAACUACACAUCUUUCUUCGUCAUGCUGACCAGCGCUGUCCUCACCCUCAUCUUCGUGAUCAUCACGGCGGCAUUGCAUCUGUACUACCUGGUACGGGAUGAGGAGACGAACUUCCGUCACGCCGUUUCAGAAGGGUGGGGUAGCGCCGUCGUCUUCUGCCUGGGUCUGGGCGUAUUCAUGCCGGUAGUGGCGCUGUUCAGCUACCAUGUUCGGUUGGUCUUCCUCAACCAGACAACGAUCGAGCAGAUACGGAACAAAGCCCACAAAUCCGUCGACCCGCGAGCACCCUUGCCUCCGAACCCCUUCGGGAGCAACUGGCGGAGAAAUAUUGCCACCGUGCUGUGUCGCCCGCGUGGCUACUCGUGGAUUGAGGCGCACGAAGUCCAGGUCGAGGACAAGCGUGAGAUCAAUCCAGGCUUCCUGAGCGCCUGA
This is a messenger RNA of Schizophyllum commune H4-8, 1968 nucleotides long. RefSeq lists its product as uncharacterized. Gene Ontology annotation, molecular function: protein-cysteine S-palmitoyltransferase activity. Lineage: Eukaryota; Fungi; Basidiomycota; Agaricomycetes; Agaricales; Schizophyllaceae. The record is from RefSeq and is a predicted model, not a curated record. The transcript is spliced from 6 exons. Gene Ontology annotation, biological process: protein targeting to membrane; peptidyl-L-cysteine S-palmitoylation. The coding region runs from base 1 to 1968 and encodes 655 amino acids. Gene Ontology annotation, cellular component: Golgi apparatus; endoplasmic reticulum.